UGCCCUGGAGAACUUACCAUAUCUUAUUUUUUGAGUGGAUUUGCUUCCCCCUCUGUGCCUCGGUUUCCCCCUCUGUAAUAUGGGGAUAAUGAUACUGACCUUCUUUGGAAAGUGCUUUGAGAUCUGUGGAAGAAAAGAGCUGUAUAAAAGCUAGGGAUUAUUGUUGGAGAAGGCUGCGGUUGAGGCAUGCUGAUGGGAUGACCUGGGGAAACUUGCCUUGCCACUAUUUGGCCCUUACAUACUGCAGGAUAAAUAUAGGACCUCCAUGUCCAGGGCUGUCCCUUGGACACUUAUUCACAGGCUAAUGUGAGCGAGAGAGCUCAGGUUUCUAAUAUCUCCAGCUUGAAAGCAGAGUUCUUCCUAAGGCAGUGCCCGAACACAGUUGGGCACCCUGGGCUCACAUGCGGACGGAGGGUUGUGGCUGCUUUGUCCUGCUUACGUGGUUUGACUUGAUUCCUCAGAUGUCCAACUGGAUUGAAACUCCUUCUUUGUCUCCCCCUAGGAAACCUGACAUCCCCGUCCCGUAUCUGUACUUGGACAUGGGGGCAGCGGUGUUGUGUGCCAGCUUCAUGUCCUUCGGGGUGAAGCGCAGGUGGUUUGCACUGGGAGCUGCUCUUCAGCUGGCAGUCAGCACGUACGCGGCGUAUAUCGGGGGCUAUGUGCACUACGGUGACUGGUUGAAGGUGAGGAUGUACUCACGAACCAUAGCUAUCAUUGGUGGGUUCCUGAUCUUGGCGAGUGGGGCUGGUGAGAUCUAUCGUCAGAAGCCACGGAGCAGGUCCCUGCAGUCCACCGGGCAGGUCUUCCUCGGCAUCUACCUCAUCUGCGUGGCCUAUUCCCUCCAACACAGCAAAGAGGAUCGUCUGGCUUACCUCAACCACAUCCUAGGUGGCGAGAUCACCCUGCAGCUACUCUUCAUCCUCUAUGGGGUGCUGGCCCUGUCAUUCCUGUCCGGUUAUUACAUCAGCACGGCCGCCCAGAUCCUCUCGGUGAUCCUGCCCCUGGUCAUCCUGUUCAUUGAUGGGAACCUCGGCUACUGGCAUGACUCCCGGCGCGUCGAGUUCUGGAACCAGAUGAAACUCAUCGGGCAGAACGUUGGUAUCUUCGGGGCUGUCAUCAUCUUGGCCACGGAUGGUUGAGAUGGGACAAGUGGGGGCCGAUAGGACAGGCCUGGGGGAGGGCUCUGCAGUUCGGGGGAGGGGAUGGGAGUAGGUUUUUUUAAAAUCACCAUUAUUUAUUCUUUUUUUACUACUUUUAAAAAAUUCCUAGUUGAUUUUUCCCAUUGACGGGCCAGGGGACUCAGUGGCUGCCUUUCUUGAGCAUGUUAGUCCUUCAUUGCACUUUGACAGGUGUUUUAAGCACAGCCUUAUAGAGCCUCACUCUUCUGGCUCUGUGUAGCAGCAAAGGGGACAUUGUAGAACAGCUGCCCACAGGGUCAGGCUAGCUCAGUGGGUGUGUGAGCAGCGUAAUUCCUCUGCUGAAAGGAGGAGUGGAUCCUGGAAGCUUGGGAGUCCCCCUGGGGAGCCAGAUGAUUGGUUACUGGAAAGACGCCAACAAUGAACUGAAUGGGGGACUUCAAAGCCACCGCUUCAUCGUCUGUGGUGAACUCUGCACAUUGGUUGCAGUGCGUGGGGACCAUUGGGUGU
Molecule: messenger RNA, 1646 nt
Organism: Terrapene triunguis (Three-toed box turtle)
Lineage: Eukaryota; Metazoa; Chordata; Testudines; Emydidae
Gene: TMEM101
Product: transmembrane protein 101
Exons: 3
Coding region: 402-1139 (245 amino acids)
Biological process (GO): positive regulation of canonical NF-kappaB signal transduction
Source: RefSeq, a predicted model, not a curated record